GACAUAAAUAACUCUGUAUCCAAGAUCCCAAACAAGUUAAAAAAGACAAGGCAAGUAGUCUACUCCCUCGUUGCAUUGGCCACGUGCAACGCGUGUCUAUUGAUUGAAUAGCUGUAUUUUCCUGAACAAUUGUGAAGCCAAAUGCUACAUAUACAGAACAAGCACCUAUCCGUUCAUCAACAACAACUACAGUUUCUGUCUGUUAUCUGAGUUGAAGAAAUAUCACAAUAUCAAUGGCCGUGGUGGUUGCUUCUGCUCCUGGGAAGGUGUUAAUGACCGGUGGCUACCUAGUUUUAGAGAGACCUAAUGCUGGACUUGUUCUUAGUACUAAUGCUCGUUUUUAUGCUAUUGUCAAACCAAUCUAUCCUCAAACUAAACCUGAUUCUUGGGCUUGGGCUUGGUCAGAUGUCAGAUUAACAUCUCCUCAACUCUCCAGAGAAGCCUUCUAUAAAUUAGCACUCAAAAAUCUUACCAUCCAAACUGUUUCCUCAAGUGAAACAAGGAACCCUUUUGUGGAAUAUGCUGUGCAAUACUCCGUGGCUGCCGCCUAUGCAACAGCUGACCAGAAUAAAAAGGACUUGUUGCACAAACUACUUUUGCAAGGUCUUGACAUUACAAUUUUGGGUUCCAAUGAUUUUUAUUCUUAUAGGAAUGAGAUUGAGAGACACGGACUCCCUUUGACAUCAGAAUCAUUGGCCACCCUUCCGCCUUUUGCCUCCAUUUCUUUCAAUACUGAUGAUGCUAAUGGAGGGAAUUGUAAGCCUGAAGUUGCCAAAACUGGUUUGGGCUCAUCUGCAGCAAUGACAACCGCUGUAGUUGCUGCUUUACUUCAUUACCUCGGUGUCGUAAAGAUUUCCUCUUCAAAAGAUCGUCAGGAGAGGAAGGAUAUUGCAGAUCUUGAUAUGGUUCAUAAAAUAGCACAAACUGCACACUGUAUUGCACAAGGGAAAGUGGGUAGUGGGUUUGAUGUAAGUUCAGCUGUGUAUGGCAGUCACCGCUAUGUGCGAUUUUCGCCCGAAGUGAUUUCUUCCACUCAGGUUGCAGCUACGGUAGUACCCUUGCCAGAAGUAAUCAGUGACAUUCUAAAAGGAAAUUGGGACCAUGACAGGACUGAGUUCUCUUUACCACCUUUGAUGACUCUUGUACUGGGAGAACCUGGAACUGGUGGAUCAUCCACACCAUCAAUGGUUGGUUCUGUCAAAAAAUGGCAAAAGUCUGACCCUCAGAAAUCUCUGGAAACAUGGAGAAGGUUGUCUGAGGCAAAUUCAGCAUUGGAAAUACAACUGAACUUGUUAAGAAAAUUAGCAAAAGAACAAUGGGAUGCGUAUAAAUCUGUGAUUGAUAACUGCAGCAUCCUCAGAUCAGACAAGUGGAUAGAACAAGCUUCUGACUCUAACAAGGAAGCAGUUAUUAAAGCACUGCUCGGCUCCAAAGAGGCAAUGGUGGGGAUCAGAUAUCAUAUGCGCCUAAUGGGUGAGGCUGCAGGUGUUCCGAUUGAACCAGAAUCACAAACACAUCUUCUAGAUGCUACAAUGAACUUGGAAGGAGUAUUGUUAGCUGGAGUUCCAGGAGCAGGAGGAUAUGAUGCAGUCUUCGCUGUUACUUUGGGAGAUUCGAACAGCAACGUGACGAAAACAUGGAGUUCACUUAAUGUUCUUGCCAUGCUAGUUAAAGAAGAUCCUUGUGGAGUUUCAUUAGAAAGUGCUGACCCAAGAACCAAUGAAAUCACAUCAGCUGUGUCUUCUAUUCAUAUAGAUUAAGUUUAUUUUCAUCAAAGAAAUAAGUCACCACGAAAAUAUUAUGUGGAAUGUAGCUUUUAGACUAGGCAUUUGUUUCUUUCCGAUUUUAGGGGGAAAAAUGAGUGGGUUUUUUGUGUUGGUUUUUCGUAUUCUCCUCCAAUAGUGUUUGGGUUUACAAUUGAGCAGAAAAUUCUUUGAAUAGUGAAGUGCAUCAUCAAAAUUUCAAAUGUGUUGUUCCAAGAUAUUCCUUGCCUUCAUCUAUCCACUUUUUUUGUGA
This is a messenger RNA of Medicago truncatula (barrel medic), 2016 nucleotides long. Its product is annotated as phosphomevalonate kinase, peroxisomal. Gene Ontology annotation, biological process: isopentenyl diphosphate biosynthetic process, mevalonate pathway. Gene Ontology annotation, cellular component: peroxisome. The coding region runs from base 234 to 1760 and encodes 508 amino acids. The record is from RefSeq and is a predicted model, not a curated record. Gene Ontology annotation, molecular function: phosphomevalonate kinase activity; ATP binding. The transcript has 10 exons. NCBI's taxonomy places the organism in Eukaryota, Viridiplantae, Streptophyta, Magnoliopsida, Fabales, Fabaceae.